GCCACCCGCCAUAAAACAUGAAGAAGAAGAACGAUCACGUGAUCUGUUUACUCACCAGCAUAGGCGUUUUUCUUAAUCUUUCUUUAAGUGAAAAGCGUUUUUCGUAAUUUUGCUUUACGCGGAAAUUCACACAUUUAACUUAACCAAAUGGCUGUAACGUUGAAGACAAACUUCUAAGUUAAGAGAAUUUACCUGAUGGCCAAGCAUCCUGACUUCGUCGCUAUGAAAGCUGGGAUUAUAAAGCAGGAUCUUGAUUGCGGACAUCUGAAUUUAUAUGCCUAAUGCAUCAGGAGUCUUUUGUUGGAUUUCAGAUUCAGCAGAAAGGAGCCUACUCUUACCAAAAUGGAGUGUCCAGAAACCUUGUUACUGAGCCCAGCGGAGGAGUCAGUAGGGCGCUUUUGCCGUAGAAUGACAUAUAGAAAGAAAUGUAUUAAUGUGUCAGAUGAAAGCCCUUCAAAUCCUGCUGGUAAACUCCCAAUCUCUCAGCCAUCCAACAGCAGUGAGACACAUCGAGAGAAAUACAGCUGUAAGAUUUGUGGUGUAGAGUAUUGCCUCAAAAAAAACCUGGUGUCUCACAUGCGAAUACACACAGGUGAAACUCCAUACGAAUGUAAACUGUGUGGUAAGUUGUUCCGGCGUUCAGACUACCUUAACUUACAUAUUAAAGUCCACAUGGGUGAGCAACAAAGGAGGGCCAAACCCUUUGUUUGUGAACAGUGCGGAAAUAAGUUUGGGACAUCAAUUCUACUCCAAAGUCACAUGCUGAAACACAGCGGUGAAAGGCCGUAUGCCUGCUCGCUUUGUGAAAAAGCAUUUUUCAGUGAGGCCUUACUUAAAAGACACAAAUAUGAUUGUCAUUCAGAAGAAAGGGCUUUUACUUGCUCUUUGUGUGGACACAGCUUCAAACGCGUGCAUACGCUUCGGAAACACACACGAAUUCACACCGGAGAGAAACCUUAUUUGUGUUCGCAGUGUGGAAAAACGUUUACUUAUAAAUACUCACUGAUUUUGCACAAUAAACGGCACUCAGGGGGAAAAGGUGAUGUGUGAUGCACAUUUAUGCAUUUGGAAAACAAUGUAUUUUCAUUUUAUGAAUGUCAGUAAUAAUGUCCUUGAUUUCUCCUUCUAAAUCUUAUUUCAUCUGUAUAUUGGCAAUAAAAACUUUCGUCUUAUUAAAGGCUUUAUUUAGCUGUG
Molecule: messenger RNA, 1194 nt
Organism: Misgurnus anguillicaudatus (oriental weatherfish)
Lineage: Eukaryota; Metazoa; Chordata; Actinopteri; Cypriniformes; Cobitidae
Biological process (GO): regulation of transcription by RNA polymerase II
Molecular function (GO): DNA-binding transcription factor activity; RNA polymerase II cis-regulatory region sequence-specific DNA binding
Source: RefSeq, a predicted model, not a curated record